AGCGUUUAUAAUUUGUCGAUAAUUAAAACAUCUGGAAUUCUUCAAUAUUCAACAUGUUAAGUAGAUUGUAUCCACGCCUCAUUCAACAAGUAUAUGCUGUGAACGCUUCACCACUAUCUAGAUUCAGUUCCAAAUGGACCGGAAGAGAAUCUUUAGAAUCUGAAGAUCCAGAAAUAUUAAGAAUCAUCAAGAAUGAAAAAGAUCGUCAACUAAGAGGGUUGGAACUUAUAGCGUCGGAGAAUUUCUGCUCACGAGCUGCCAUUGAAGCAAUGUCGUCUUGUUUAACGAACAAAUAUUCAGAAGGAUACCCAGGCCAGCGUUAUUAUGGUGGUACUGAAAAUGUUGAUGAACUUGAGCUGUUGUGCCAGAAGCGUGCUUUGGAAGCUUUCCAUCUUAACCCUGAUGAAUGGGGCGUUAAUGUUCAACCUUAUUCUGGUUCUCCUGCCAACUUUGCAGCUUACACAGCAGUAUUGAAACCGCAUGAUAGAAUAAUGGGGUUGGAUCUUCCUGAUGGUGGACAUUUAACACAUGGUUUUAUGACGGACGCUAAGAGAAUUUCUUCCACAAGUAUUUAUUUUGAAUCGAUGCCGUAUCGACUUAAUCCCUCUACUGGCUACAUUGACAUGGAUGCAUUAGAGAACAGUGCCAAGCUAUUCCGUCCGAGAAUGAUCAUCGCUGGUGCGAGCGCUUAUUCACGCCUCAUCGAUUAUAAGAGGAUGAGAGAGAUAGCAGACCAACAUGGCGCAUAUGUGUUGUCAGACAUGGCACAUAUAAGUGGAUUAGUUGCCACACAACUUGUACCUUCUCCAUUCGAACACAGUGAUAUCGUUACAACUACCACACAUAAGACAUUGAGGGGGCCAAGGGCUGGAAUCAUUUUCUUCAGGAAAGGUGUACGAAGUGUUCACAAGAAAACGGGCAAAGAAACGAUGUAUGAUUUGGAGAGUCGUAUCAACUUUGCAGUGUUUCCAAGUUUACAAGGAGGACCACACAACCCAGCAAUUGCAGCUAUUGCAGUAGCAUUAAAACAGUCAAUGGAACCAUUUUUCAAGGAAUACCAAAUUCAAACUUUAAAAAACGCGGCAACCAUGGCCAGUGAGUUGACAGCAAGGGGUUACAACCUCGUUUCAGGUGGGACAGAUAAUCACCUCGUGCUCGUUGAUCUGCGACCCAAGGGAAUCGAUGGAGCGCGAACGGAGAAAGUUCUCGAGCUUGCUUCGGUUACCGUGAACAAGAACAGCGUUCCGGGGGAUAAAAGCGCUCUCAUGCCAGGAGGGUUGAGAUUGGGUGCCCCCGCAUUAACCUCCCGUGACUUUGUUGAAGAAGAUUUUGUGAAAGUUGUUGAUUUUCUUGAUAAAGGGGUUGAGAUCGCUAUUGAAGCAAAGAAGAAAACCAAAAAACUCGCGGACUUCAAAUCAUUUAUCGAAACAAAUCCUGAAACAGUUGAAAAAAUCUCAAAUCUUCGAAACGAGGUCGAAAAAUUCGCUCGUAGUUUCCCAAUGCCAGGGUUCGAGGACCAUUAAAAGUUUUUAUUCAUACAGCAACAGACCAUGUCAGAAUUAUUGUAAAUUCUCCUCCAAAAAUAACUAGAACAAUUAUUAAUCAGUCUUUUUUGCACUUUUCAAUUCAAAAUCUUCCGUAUUUUUUUCGCUUUAAAAUUUUAAUAAACUUUUACGUUUUAACCCAAUAUCAUAUUACUUGCACCUCUUUUGCGAUUUUAUUCUUACUGGUGCUUCAACAAUAUGGUAUUGUGACGUCACAAGCCCAUAACUCCUGCCCCGGUUUACCAGCAAACAGUUAUAUAUCAUAUAACAUAUCCGCUAUUAAGAAAAUCUCCACAGUUUUUAACUCCUACCCCCCACCAAAAAAAAAAAAAAAUUCAAAUUUUGAUAAUCGACACCUAAAUCUCCUUAAAUUGGAAACAGCUUGCAAAUUACCUUUCUCCUAAAUACGUGACCAUUUAUAGCAAAACGGGGUUUCUCAAAGCGAAUACGUUCUAUGAUAUAACCAACCUACACCAGCUUUUACUUGCAAAAUUUUUACCUUUUGCCUGAACGUUGUAUUAAUGAAUGCCGACCAAUUAUUAUUGCAACUUGUAUUUCAAGCAAUUGUAGCACAAGACACUGGUACACAAUAAAUGUUCAGCGUUCCGACCUCC
This is a messenger RNA of Ciona intestinalis (vase tunicate), 2158 nucleotides long. Lineage: Eukaryota; Metazoa; Chordata; Ascidiacea; Phlebobranchia; Cionidae. The record is from RefSeq and is a predicted model, not a curated record.